Molecule: messenger RNA, 812 nt
Organism: Hyposmocoma kahamanoa
Lineage: Eukaryota; Metazoa; Arthropoda; Insecta; Lepidoptera; Cosmopterigidae
Exons: 3
Coding region: 60-389 (109 amino acids)
Source: RefSeq, a predicted model, not a curated record
UCAAGACGCGCCGGCGCACCGGGCCGUAGUCUUGUGACCCGCGAGCGUUAGACACAAACAUGUUCUGCAAAGCUGCCUUAUGCUUGGCCGUGGUGGUGACCUGCCAUAUGUGCAUAGCUAUUCCGUUACCAGAAGCGGACCCCGGGCACCAUAAAACCCACAUAAAAGUACACAUACCCCAUGAAAUACAUACAGUUCACCAUCAUCAUGUGGAAAAAAUCCCCGUCAUAAAAGAAAUACCAAUCAUCCAUACAGUGCCAAUCCUUAAAGAAGUACCAGUUGUGAAGCCUAUACCCAUUGUCAAAACGGUACCCUAUCCUGUAGUCAAGACCAUACCUAUAGAAAAACCUGUGUAUGUACCAGUCCAUUUUGGUCACGAUUGGAUCUAAAGACCACGUUUCAUCUAAGUAGAACCAAUAGACUAUCGGAAAUAUCACGAAUAAACAAACGACAAUCAGUGAAUUUCUAAAAUAAAAGUGUGCACUUGAAAACUAAAAGAGAUUUAGUUUAUUAAGCAUAACACAGACGAAUGGCAUGGAUAUUUGAAACUGUACUGCGCAGGAACAUACUAUAUGCAAUAGUGACUUAAGAAUUAUGGCAUUGAAGUGAAUAUUUCUUGAAUCGAUUGUCUGGGGUUUUGCUUCUUAUGUUUGGUUUGUAUUUAUAGUGUGCGAUCCCCUGAGAUAAAGCAUAUCUUCCAUAAUGUUUAUAGAAAAACUUGACUGGAGGCCAAUGUAAGGCCGACAAAAAAAAGGCAGGUCAAAGAACGACCUCACGUACCUAGCUUCGAGCAUGUGUUGAUUGACUAAAAA